GAAACAUGAGACGGAGUGGUAAAAGGUGAAGAAGAAGAGUGAAACGCAACGCAACGCAACGCUAGCAGAGCAGUGUCAAACGAACGACGGUUUCGUUGAACCUUGCAGUGCUACUUUUUUGGUAUUCUCAAAUUCACUAUGGGAUUCGUUGCACACUGCAAUUCCAAUUUGCCUUUCAUCUAGAGAUUGUUGAUUAAUUAAACCCCAAGACUUCUUCACUCCAACUACCACAUCUGUUUCAAAAUCCUCUGGAUGAAAAAUGGAUGAUGGCCGCCAACACGAAAAUGGCAGGCAUAAGAUGGAAUACUAUAGAGGAGCACAUUCCCUGUGGAAUACUGAUUCCCAGCAUCAAGUAAAAGAGCCGAAUGCACUAGUUAUGAAUAAGAAGAUUAGGUCCAUUAUGGCUGAAAGGCAGGCUGCCAUUCUAGAAAUUGAACUAGAGGCUGCUAUAUCUGAAAAGAAUGAAGCCUUGGCUGCUCGAGAUGCAGCCAUUCGGCAGAGGGAUGAAGCACUUGCUCAGAGGGAUAAUGCCCUUUUGGAACGAGAUAAUGCCCUCGCUGCCCUUCAGAGUCGGAAUAAUUCUGUCAACUUCCCAUUUGGCGGUGGAAUUCAAUGUGGAUCGAAACGGAUGCACCAUUCUUCUAACCAUCUAUCUAACAUGACUGAAGCUGCAUACAACACAAAGGAUAUGAUAAUAAGAGAUGCCUCCCCAGUGACUGUUAUACCUUCUGAAGCUGUCAAUUCUCAUCAAUCAAAGAGAUCAAAGGAGAACAAGGUAAUUAAUUCUAAGGCAUCAAAGCCACCCUGCAAAGUAAAGAAAAUGGGAGAGGAUUUAAAUAGGCAGGCUUCUUCUGAAGGGACAAAGAUCAGAUCUGAAUGGGAUAGGCAGGAUGUUGGCGUGAAUCUGGUUGCAUUUGAUGAAACUAUCAUGCUGGUCCCAGUUUGCACAUGUACUGGUGUACCACGACAGUGCUACAAAUGGGGGAAUGGCGGAUGGCAGUCAUCUUGUUGUACCACAACAUUGUCUAUGUAUCCGCUACCACAGCUUCCAAACAAGCGCCAUGCCCGGAUUGGAGGACGAAAGAUGAGCGGAAGUGUCUUUACAAGACUUCUCAGUAGGUUGGUGUCUGAAGGCCAUGAUUUAUCUAUACCAUUGGAUCUCAAGGAAUACUGGGCAAGACAUGGAACAAACCGCUACAUCACUAUCAAGUAACCUGCUGACAUUCAUAUGUAUUGAGUCGUGUUCAGUUUUGAACCUCUUGCAAAGACUGGCCUUUAGUUGAAAUCAUGCCUUGAUAAGCAUGGUAUGCUUGAAUUUUGUGAACAUUGAUAUGGCUGGACCCUACUUUUAUCCUUAUAAAUGGGAUAGCUGUAAAGUAUCAUUUAUGUACAUGUGACUUUCUACAUGACUAGAAGUAGAUCCCCUUGGGUCCCUGCAUAUUUUCAGCUUUGUCUGUCCACUAUGAAUACGCUGUGUAGGAAAUUUUCUCCAUCUUUUCUUGUUCUGUGAUCCUUUAAUCAAUCAUCAUUUAUAAAUUUCGGUGGGGAAAUUUUCCAGUUUC
Messenger RNA from Glycine soja, 1562 nucleotides. RefSeq names its product protein BASIC PENTACYSTEINE4-like. Bases 260 to 1213 code for a protein of 317 amino acids. Lineage: Eukaryota; Viridiplantae; Streptophyta; Magnoliopsida; Fabales; Fabaceae. Gene Ontology annotation, molecular function: DNA-binding transcription factor activity; sequence-specific DNA binding. Gene Ontology annotation, cellular component: nucleus. The record is from RefSeq and is a predicted model, not a curated record. Gene Ontology annotation, biological process: response to ethylene. The transcript is spliced from 4 exons.